Purpureocillium takamizusanense is the source of this 1311-nucleotide messenger RNA. It is a transcript of the gene MAP2, whose product is annotated as Methionyl aminopeptidase. The transcript has 4 exons. The record is from RefSeq and is a predicted model, not a curated record. Lineage: Eukaryota; Fungi; Ascomycota; Sordariomycetes; Hypocreales; Ophiocordycipitaceae. The coding region runs from base 1 to 1311 and encodes 436 amino acids. Gene Ontology annotation, molecular function: metalloaminopeptidase activity. Gene Ontology annotation, biological process: proteolysis.
AUGGCAGCUCAAGUACCCACGGAGGCUCUCAAGGAGCUCAAAGUGGCCGAGGCCAAUGGCAAGGGUGCGAAGCCCGAGCCCGCCGCUGACGACGACCACGGCGACGAUUCCGACGACGAUGCCGAGGACAACGCCGCCGCGACCGGCGCGGCCAAGAAGAAGAAGAAGAGAAAGCCCAAGAAGAAGAAGAAGAACCCCACCGCCCAGUCCGAGCCGCCCCGCGUAAAGGUCAGCCAGCUGUUCCCCAACGGCACUUACCCCAAGGGUGAGGAGGUCGAGUACAAGGACGAGAACCGCUACCGCACGACGAGCGAGGAGAAGCGCCACCUCGACAACAUCAACACCGACUUCCUGACCGACUACCGCGAGGCUGCCGAGAUCCACCGCCAGGUGCGCCAGUACGCGCAAAAGGUGGUGCGACCGGGCCAGACGCUCACCGAGAUCGCCGAGACCAUCGAGGACGGCGUGCGUGCCCUGACGGGCCACGAUGGCCUCGCCGAGGGAGAUGCCAUGAAGGCUGGCAUGGGCUUCCCUUGCGGUCUGAGCCUGAACCACUGCGCGGCCCACUACACGCCCAACGCGGGGAACAAGAUGGUGCUGCAGCAGGAGGACGUGAUGAAGGUCGACUUUGGCGUCCACGUCAACGGCCGCAUCGUCGACUCUGCCUUCACCAUGGCCUUUGAGCCCAAGUACGACAACCUGCUGCAGGCGGUCAAGGAGGCCACCAACGCCGGUAUCCGCGAGGCCGGCAUCGACGCCCGCGUGGGCGAGAUUGGCGGCGUCAUCCAGGAGACGAUGGAGAGCUUCGAGGUCGAGAUUGACGGCACCACGUACCCCGUCAAGAGCAUCCGCAACCUGACGGGCCACACGAUUCUCCCCUACAGCAUCCACGGCACCAAGGCCGUGCCGAUUGUCAAGAGCAAUGACCAGACCAAGAUGGAGGAGGGUGACGUGUUUGCCAUUGAGACGUUUGGCAGCACCGGCAACGGCUACGUCCGCGACGACAUGGAGGUGUCGCACUACGCCAAGAACACCGACGUGCAGCACGUUGACCUGCGCCUUAGCUCGGCCAAGUCGCUGCUCAGCGUCAUCAACAAGAACUUUGGCACUUUGCCCUUCUGCCGCCGCUACCUGGACCGCCUGGGUCAGGAAAAGUACCUGCUGGGGUUGAACAGCCUGGUGAACAGCGGCAUCGUCGAGGCGUACCCUCCGUUGUGUGACAAGAAGGGUUCAUACACUGCCCAGUUUGAACACACAAUCCUGAUCCGACCGACCGUAAAGGAGGUCAUCAGCCGCGGUGACGACUACUAG